ACAGGCACAUGCCACCAUGCCCAGCUAAUUUUUUGUAGAGACAAAGUUUCACCAUGUUCCCCAGGCUGGUCGUGAACUACUGAGCUUAUGCAAUUCACUUGCCUUGGCGUCCCAAAGUAGUGGGAUUACAAGUGUGAGCCAUUGCGCCUGGACCAGACACACUUUACUAAUAAAAAUAUUAGGCUUUCAAAAGUGGUAUCCUACUUUUAAUGUUUGAACUACUGAUCUUUCACCUCUUAGAGAUGUGUAGUGUGAAACACAACCUUUGUGAUAACCACAAAAAUCAGUAUUUGCUCUUAAGAAAGGAAAUAAUUUAUUUCUUGGCCUCAUCAAAGAAAACUGAAGAAUUUGCUAUGAAAGGAACAAAAAUGUACAAACUGUACCACCUCAUCCCCCCAAACUGUAUAAACAAUUGCAAAAUUUUCCUUCAUCUAUUGAUACAACCCCAGAGAAGCCAGUCCUCACAGACCUGGGGGCAUUCCCAUGUCAGAAUAUUCCAAAAAGAUCUAGGAACACAUACAUUUGGCAGAAAUAAAUCAAUUGAUGUGCAGGGAAAGACUGCCCAUGAAAUAAUUUAUGGUGAUGCAUUUAGUAGGGCCAGAGAGAUCUGAGUUCAAAUUUUGGCUCUUCCAGCUACUAGUUUUGCUACCUUAGGUAUGUCACAAUCUCUCUGAAUCUUAAUGCCUUUGUUACUAAAGUGGGUAUAAUGAUACCCAUAUCUCAAGGUUAGUCCUAAUACUGGAAGAAAUACUUAAGUUCCUAGCACAAUGCUGUGUAAAUAGAAGGUGAUCAGUAAGUGUUAGCUACCUCCCAGUCCCUUUUCCCAGAAACACAAUGCAAAAUAUUUCUGCUGGUUUGUAUGAAUCAAAACAAGUGGCUAAGGAGAAAAAUUAAAACGGCAAGAGAAUCUAUUAUCCAGACAAUCUAUUAAUUAUGUCGUUAAUAUUUAAUACAUGUUGGGUUUUUGGUAUUAUUCAGGUACUGCAUCUGAAUAGAUCUUCUCCUUUUGUCUUCAACAAAUUUGGCAAAAGAUGUCAUUAAUCAUUUUAUUCAGAUCAUAACAAGCCAACGUAAAAAUCACAGUUUUAAUGUUUACUCAUGGCUCUGAGAAAUAUAGUGACAUAGAAACAGUGAAAAGGUAAAGAAUUUGUCUCUCAAAGCUGAUGGGUAUAAUUCUCCCUGUCUCUCGAACCUCCCCCAUUAGUGCCGCAGUGCCAGCCCCCACAAACUGUAAGGGUGAUCAAGCCUUCUUAAAUUGCAGGGGAAGUGGGCAGCACAGAAACAGCCCUUAGAAGGCUUUAGAGACAGAUGCUCAACAUGGAAUUAGUGGGCUUAUUCAGGGGGUUCUGUAAUCUGCAGUCCCUGUAUGUGAAGUCGUGGUUAGGUGUAUUUCGUGCCUUUGUUGUCAGGAGGCUCCUCAACUAUCACUUCCUCCUAGAGGUCUUCUUUAGCCAUCCUAUCCAGCCAGAGGCCUCGUCCACGAAAUCUUUUUCAUCACUCUGUGUGUUUCCUGAAAAGCUUUACUACACCUGUCAUUACCUUGUUUGUUUGCUUCAGCCCGUCUAUUCCACUAAGGUAAGCUUUUCAAAUGCACGACCCUGGUCCUUCCCCAGUGCCUUGAACCUGGUGUGCCUCGUGAGAUACUUCCGGAAUAAAGUCCGUGUCUAUCAGAUUUUUAACAGACUCUAUACUCCUCCCUCCAUCCCGCUCCCCGCCCCCCUCCACCUCUCGGGCAAGCAUUCUUCUCCAGAAAUAAUUUUAAGGUCAUGCGUCUUCAUUUUUGAAAUGAGGCUUGGGCAUUUCGACCACACCCACCCUCCGUCCCUCGCAUACUCGUUUCCUAACAGAGCGCUACUCCAGCCCACUUGCCCAAGCCCACCAGGCCGCAGGGUUUAGGGGCAAUCAGGGGAGGGGCAGCCCUGAACCGGAAUAAGUGUUAAUUCACAUUACCGGCACUGGUCCUGGUUCGGAGAGCCUGGGCAGGAACCAUGGGACCCAGAGUAGCCACCCGCCCAUGGCCGCCUUCGGCCUCCGCCCCGCCAGCAGCCGAGGGCCCCGCCCUACCGGCAGCCGCGCCUCGCCGCCCUCCCUCCAGCUUGGCCCUAACGGCUCGCAAUGGCGGAAGAGGGAGCCAGGAGCAUCGCCGCUUGGGGAACCUCACCCGCCGGCCCGGGGCUCAGCUCGCCGUGUGACAGCCCCGGGUACUUUGCCCAGCGGGGUGGAAGCCCCGGCCGCGGCAAGCGCCACUCCCGGGCAGUCGCGGCCACAACUGCUUCCGGGUGAGUGGGUCGUCGACCCUGUGGCCACGCCCAUCCUUCGCCUCCUCAGUCGGCCGCUCAGGCUGCGGCUCCUCCCGGAGCUAGUUCCCGCUGUCUCAGCCGCGGCGCAGAGGGCAGUCGGCCUGACCGACUAGCCGGCUGCCAGUGCCGGGAGCCGCCGCGUCCAUCCCCGCCCGCCUGGCCGGGGACCCAGGACUGAGUCGUCCAGCUGCGCCCCUCGCCCAUAGCCCCAGCGGGCGCCGGGCAGGCGAGCUGCUCUUCGGCCCUUCCCGGACAGCGACGCAGUCACAGCGCGCGCCCUAACACAGAUGUGGGAAGAUAAAUGAAGGGGUCUAGAAGUAAAUGUCAGUGGAAAGGAGAGCCACCAUCACUAAGCGCUAAAAACACAGUUAAAUCACUUUCAAAGUUAAGAGAUUAUUAAGAACACAAGAUGGGGACUCCUGGUUCUGGAAGGAAAAGAACACCUGUGAAAGACCGAUUUUCUGCAGAAGAUGAAGCUUUGAGUAACAUUGCUAGAGAGGCAGAGGCAAGGCUGGCAGCAAAACGGGCCGCCCGAGCAGAAGCAAGAGAUAUACGCAUGAGAGAACUGGAACGGCAACAAAAAGAGGAAGAUUCGGAAAGGGCCAGGUAUUCCCACCGGUCCAGUCACCAUCGUCCUUAUCUGGGAGUUGAGGAUGCAUUGUCCAUUCGAAGUCUUGGCAGUCACAGGAACCCAUCGAAGGAUAUAACUGGGACACUUUGGAGCAGAGCCAGUACACCCAAAAGGAAAGACACCAUGCAUGAUGUGUUCAAGGAUAGAUCAUCAAGACUUUCAUCAUUAAAUCAUUCUUACAGUCACUCUCAUGGAAUGAAGAAGAGGUCUUCUGGUUCUCAUAAAGACCUACUGAGUGGCCUCUACUUUGACCAGAGAAACUAUAGCAGUCUUAGACAUAGCAAACCCACCUCUGCCUACUACACUCGGCAGUCUUCUUCCCUGUACAGUGACCCUCUGGCAACAUAUAAGAGUGACAGGGCCUCUCCUACUGCAAAUUCUGGUCUGCUGAGAAGUGCCAGUCUGGCAUCAUUGUACAAUGGUGGAUUAUAUAACCCUUAUGGUUCUCGAACUCCAUCUGAAUGCAGUUAUUACUCAUCAAGAAUAAGUUCAGCUCGAAGCAGCCCAGUGUUUACCAACGAUGACACCGCAAGCAUUGUGUCUUCUGAUCGUGCCAGUCGUGGACGAAGGGAGAGUGUGGUAUCUGCUGCUGAUUAUUUCAGUCGCUCCAAUCGUAGGGGAAGUGUUGUCUCCGAGGUGGAUGACAUCAGUAUCCCAGAUUUGUCCAGCUUGGAUGAAAAAUCUGACAAACAGUAUGCUGAAAAUUAUACAAGACCUUCAUCUCGAAAUUCUGCCUCAGCAACAACCCCUCUAAGUGGAAACUCAUCCAGACGAGGAAGUGGGGACACCAGCAGCUUAAUAGAUCCAGACACUUCAUUAAGUGAAUUGCGGGAUAUCUAUGACCUUAAGGACCAGAUACAGGAUGUAGAAGGGAGAUACAUGCAGGGGCUUAAAGAACUAAAGGAAUCUUUGUCUGAAGUGGAAGAAAAAUACAAGAAAGCCAUGGUUUCCAAUGCACAGUUAGACAAUGAGAAGAACAAUUUGAUCUACCAAGUAGACACACUCAAGGAUGUUAUUGAAGAGCAGGAGGAACAGAUGGCAGAAUUUUAUAGAGAAAAUGAAGAAAAAUCAAAGGAGUUAGAAAGGCAGAAACAUAUGUGUAGUGUGCUGCAGCAUAAAAUGGAAGAACUUAAAGAAGGCCUGCGGCAAAGAGAUGAGCUUAUUGAGGAGAAGCAGCGCAUGCAGCAGAAAAUAGACACCAUGACAAAAGAGGUGUUUGACCUCCAGGAGACACUUCUUUGGAAAGAUAAAAAAAUUGGGGCCCUAGAGAAACAGAAAGAAUACAUUGCCUGCCUUAGGAAUGAGAGAGAUAUGCUCAGAGAGGAGCUGGCUGACCUGCAGGAGACAGUGAAGACGGAAGAGAAACAUGGCUUAGUUAUCAUCCCCGAUGGCACUCCCAAUGGUGAUGUCAGUCAUGAACCAGUGGCUGGAGCCAUCACUGUAGUGUCUCAGGAAGCUGCUCAGGUCUUGGAGUCAGCAGGAGAAGGGCCAUUAGAUGUAAGGCUACGAAAACUUGCUGGAGAGAAGGAAGAACUGCUGUCACAGAUUAGAAAACUGAAGCUUCAGUUAGAGGAGGAACGACAGAAAUGCUCCAGGAAUGAUGGCACAGUGGGUGAGCUGGCAGGACUGCAGAAUGGCUCAGACUUGCAGUUCAUCGAAAUGCAGAGAGAUGCCAAUAGACAAAUUAGCGAAUACAAAUUUAAGCUUUCAAAAGCAGAACAGGAUAUAACUACCUUGGAGCAAAGUAUUAGCCGGCUUGAGGGACAGGUUCUGAGAUAUAAAACUGCUGCUGAGAAUGCUGAGAAAGUUGAAGAUGAACUCAAAGCAGAAAAACGGAAGCUACAACGAGAGUUACGAACAGCACUGGACAAGAUUGAGGAGAUGGAGAUGACCAACAGCCACCUGGCCAAGCGGCUGGAGAAGAUGAAGGCCAAUAGGACAGCACUUCUGGCCCAGCAGUAGGAAAGCUACCCUUCAACCUGGGUGAUGCUCCUUGGGGCCCUACCUAGAGGGACUGACUUUUGUCCAUUGACACAAACCCCUUUUAGUACUGUUUUGAGUUUUGUCAUUAAAACAGCCACCUUUGUAUUUUAUAAUUUAUGAGAGAAUGAAGUCAUUUUGAAUCUUCAUUAAUGAACACUUUGGUUUCUGUUAUAGUUUGAUUCUAGGCUAGAAUCAGUCCAUGCUGUUUUUAUUUUUUAUCUCCGUAAUUGUAGAAUCAUGUUUACUCAACAUUUUUCCCCAGCUGCCUCAGUAACUGGGCACUCGGAGGCCUUGGCACGGGUUCUGGAGGACAGACAGCAAUUCUAUGAGUGCUCACUGAGAUACUUGCUGGAGACCUCAGAAAACACAAGUGCCUUCUCCACGGUGCAAUUCAGACUUCAGUGAUCUCCAGUGGUCAAAAGACAUUUACCCUUAAUAUCAGACAACAUUUAUAUUUUAGUGAAGAAACAAGUUCUUGGGUGGGGAAUCUAUGUUUCACUCAAAUUUAUAUGUUUGGAGGAAAAAAGCCUUUUUUUGUAAAAUAUUUAAAUUUAUAUAAGAAAAUGUUAGAAAAAAAUAUGAGGAGUGUAUAUAAAACUUGCUUUAUUGCAUGGGGCAGGGGAAGUCCAGGCCUAAUACUCUUAAAGUAAGAGUUGGGUCCUUUUUUCUUCAAUACAACUGUGCUGUACCUUGUAAAGUAUUUUAUCUGCUGCUUAUUUGUGGAAUGAAACCUCAAACAAACCCAAAGGGGGAGGGUAGGGCAGGGCAGGCAGAUCAGAAAUCUGCCUGCAGAUUCUAUUAAAUACACCCUUUUGCCAACCACAA
Nomascus leucogenys (northern white-cheeked gibbon) is the source of this 5739-nucleotide messenger RNA. NCBI's taxonomy places the organism in Eukaryota, Metazoa, Chordata, Mammalia, Primates, Hylobatidae. The record is from RefSeq and is a predicted model, not a curated record.